This is a messenger RNA of Carassius carassius (crucian carp), 1717 nucleotides long. RefSeq lists its product as uncharacterized. The record is from RefSeq and is a predicted model, not a curated record. Lineage: Eukaryota; Metazoa; Chordata; Actinopteri; Cypriniformes; Cyprinidae. The transcript is spliced from 4 exons. Bases 54 to 1220 code for a protein of 388 amino acids.
GCAGGAUUGCCUUGGGGUGUACAACUGAUGCCCAUCAGUUGUACCCCAUCUUUAUGUCACGGCUAUCAGCAUGCAUCUUUGAAUGGGAUGCAGCUGACGUCUCUAUCCUUCGCAAAGCAAAGAGAGAGCUGUUGAUGUCCCAGGGUUGGCCUGCGCUGACAGAUGAAGAUGUAAACAAGCAUCUGACCAGGGAGGAGCUGGCUCUACAUUGCAGGAGGAGGACCCGUGGAGAGCAGACUACCAUGCCUCUCCUUGAACAACUGCUUACAGAGCUCCUGAGCAGCAAGGGCAAUGACUCUCUGGGUGUUCCUCUCUUGGAUCGAGAAAGGAUGGAGCACAUCUGGUGUGUCCAAAAGAAGCACAUCAAGUGUAUCCAAGACCCUCUUGGUGUUUCCCUCUAUACUGAGACCGGGAGCUUAACCAAGGGAGGUGUGCUUCUGAAGACUUACAGAUGUGCCAGAGGCUCCACUUCUCUUGAAUCCUUUCAUUUACACCUUAACCGUUUCAUCCCAGGGACCAGUACAAACAGUCUGAACUUUCAGAUUUAUUUGUUGGAGGGUCUACACAGGUGGAACCAGGAUCGGGAGGCAGCUUCCAUGUCAUCGGAGCCAUCAGCUUUACGCAGCUACACAGGAGAACUUGUUCACUGUGUAAACAGCAAUUAUGAAAAGCUGUUUGGCAGGAAAGUGGUCCCCACGUUUUGUCCCCCUGCACGUUACACCGGUGAGCUCAUUGGAGUGCAGUAUCUGUUCCAGCAGACUGGUCAGGCACUGCAGGACAUGAACCCAGACUCUGAAGAGACGGCAGAACUCAUCGAGGACCUUAAUGUGGAGGAGCGAGAUGAAGAUGAGGGCUUCUGUGAUGUCAGCGAGGAUCACACCAUUACAGAUCCUGAGGAUGUUCUGUCACCUCCCUCCUCCACUCUGACACUGGGUUCUUCCACAGUGGUCACCAGCAGUGACACGGCUGUACUGGGUUCCACAUCCCCUUCACUGGUCCCUGACCCUACACCUUCUCCAUCAACUGGACCCUCGGGGACUGCUGUCCCACCUUUUCCCUCUGAAACAUCUGCUUCACCACUCUCCUCAGAGCCAGAGGAUGCUGGUCAGGAUGAUGAUGACGAUGAAGAGACUGCUGUUGACUACCAAAAUGUCCCGGGAUUCCAACAUGUGGACAAGCUGGCAGAAUAUCUGGUGGAGCUCACACAGCCCUUAGCCUGACAAAUCAGGAAGCCAGCACCAUAAUUGAACUUUGGCAGAACCUGGCUGACCAGGACAAGCAACGGGUGGUGUAUGCAGCUCGACACCAGAAGAGACUGCUGAGUGGACGCUUCAGAGUACCAAAGAGGCCCACUAAAACCCCAGGAGUAGAGAGCACCACCAGAAGUGUUCUGGGAGCAAGCAGCGCACCUGCUCAGUGGCCUGACUGUUGCCGUCUGGUGGAGACCAUCUUCAUCAGGCUUUGCAAUAUCCACCCAAGCCCCAAAAGAAAAGGCAAGGGAACGCUGUCGAGAUGGUCUCUAAUCCUCCAGGAUUACAGGAGGAUAAGGCAGCUUGUACUGGGCAACAGCUUGGUGAUGGGGGGAACCUCAAUGCAGCUGGUGGAGGUUAACCAGAAUACCCUGAUUCAGUGGUAUAACAACAGACAGAAAAAGCAGGAACUGUCUGUGCUGAUUCAGGGCAUUCAGUUGCCUCAGCCCCUCCCUGAAGCUCAGGAA